Molecule: messenger RNA, 2022 nt
Organism: Talaromyces stipitatus ATCC 10500
Lineage: Eukaryota; Fungi; Ascomycota; Eurotiomycetes; Eurotiales; Trichocomaceae
Exons: 5
Coding region: 1-1920 (639 amino acids)
Source: RefSeq, a predicted model, not a curated record
AUGGCUGAACCGUCUCAGCGCAGAUUGUGGUGUGCGUUCUCUGACAAUAUUGAUAAUAUGUUCCCCAUAGACUGCAAUAUCAAUGUUGACUCGAUCGCCGAUGUCAAAAAGAAGAUUUGGUCGGAAAGUCAACCCAAGCUUGCUCAGGUUGCUUCCUGGGAACUCGAUCUCUACAGCCCUUCCAGCCCAGUCAAGAAUAUUCCUACGAGGGAGAACCUUGUACAUCUCCAUCCUCGCAAACGAAUCUUAUCCGACUUCCCUCGAUCCAAUGAUCCAGACAUUGAUAUCAUUGUUAUACAACCAGAAGAGCAACAGCAUUCUAUCGCUACCCAAGUGUCAAAUUCUCCCAGACUUGAACCAUGUCGAAUGAUAUGCACGCGAGAUGAAACGGUAUCAAGACUUGCGGAAGUCAUUGAUUCACAAAACAUCGUCCACGUACGUGGCACCCCAGCAAGUGGAAAGUCAACACUCUCGCUUCUAUUAAGGGACUAUUAUCGCCGGAAUGGAAGAACAGUUUUUUGGCUUGGGAUAUGGGAACAAAAUCUUCGGGAGUUUGGUGAUGAGGACCCUUGGGCGAAUCUAGCUCGAUAUAUCAGGUGCAACUACCCGAGGCUUGAUAAGAAACAGAAUAUAUUUGCCAAUGGUAAUGUGAUCAUCAUCGAUGAAGCACAAACAUCAUAUGGGGACACCGCAUUAUGGAAUCAAAUCAUCAAAGAUAUCCGUGGUGGGAUCGGAUAUAAGGUAAAGCUGUGUCUUUUCUGUUCAUAUGGCAGCCCGUCAGAAGGCCUACCAUAUAACAGAAGGGAUCACGGCACACCUGUGGGCUUUGGUCGCGCGCAACGCAUUUCAUUGACUCCGUCAGGGGAGCUCGGAUCACCACCAAUAGGCCUAUUCUACAACAGGGAUGAGUUUGAAAUAGUCGUGACGAAAUUAUGUUCUUCCGAUCCUGUUGAAAAGUAUAGCGUCGACAAUGACGCUCGAGACUAUAUAUUCAAUCUCACGAAUGGUCAUCCUGGGGCUGUAAGCUCAAUAGUAUACUAUCUUUUCCAGGUGUACCGCUCUCAAGUGAAAUAUAAAGAUAUUUCUACAAUAACACAAGAUCAUGUAACUCAAGCCUUAGCCGAUGACAACAAAGUCUUCGGUGGUCUUGAUGGAUCUAUUGUCUUCAGAUCCUUUCCUUUCCCAGGGAAACUUACACCAGAAGCUAGGAGCGCACUGAUCACAAUUCUAGAAGAUGGAUAUAUUCUAUUUGAUGAAUCAUCUGAUGGUAUUAGAUGCUGCUAUGAAAAUGGCUGGAUUCAUAGAGCAAUCCUGGGGGAUAGCUCACUGCAGCAGAAUAGCGUUGGUGUUUUGCCUUCACGCUUGCAUGAAAAGUACGUUGAGUUCUUAAUUGGUGAAACGCAAUUACAUUUCCCAGAGGCAUUUCCUACGAUUCAGAGCUUGUGUAUGGAGAUUCUCAAGCGGUUCUCUGCGAAAAAACUUCGACAUUCUGUGGAAGGCAAACUAUCAACUGCAUCGAGACUUCGACCGCUGGAGGCGCAAUAUCAGGAUGAGUUUUAUAGAGCUUUCAACUCUGUAGUAGGUCGAGGUGUACCAAUUUCCAGUGAAUGGUCCCGGGAGGGUGAUGGCCGAGUCGAUUUCUGGAUUCCACAAAAACGAUGGGGAAUUGAGCUGCUCAGGGAACACAGCAAUGUGGAUGAACAUUGUAAUCGAUUCAAGAAGGGCGGUCGGUAUUAUCCAUGGAUUGAAGCUGGCAUGCUCAAGGAUUGGAUAUUAAUUGACUGUGCCACAUCUUUACCCAGUAGUGAGCAUACAGAACCGAAACUCUGGCGCGCUGUCUUUGAGAAUGAUUAUUCCCAAUUAAUGAUGUUGGAUUAUAGAAAUAACUGUCUGAUGGGCCCUACUGUCUUAGUCAAUUAAGAGUUGAUGAGAUAUAUGGAGCUCUUAUUUGCUUUACCUAUAAUAUUUUUCUAUUAUUCCUUUUACCUCUUUCAGUCACAAAGCUAAACUAUGCAUCUCUUC